Molecule: messenger RNA, 876 nt
Organism: Helianthus annuus (common sunflower)
Lineage: Eukaryota; Viridiplantae; Streptophyta; Magnoliopsida; Asterales; Asteraceae
Exons: 1
Coding region: 1-876 (291 amino acids)
Source: RefSeq, a predicted model, not a curated record
AUGGAGAACAUAGCAACACCGGAGAAACAACCCGCAACUUCACAACCACAACAAUUCUCGCCAACACCUACCCAACCUUCACCAAACAUUACCAUACCAGUUCCACCACAACAACCGCAAUCUACACAACCUACCUCUACAUCUCCAGUACCAUCAUUCUCAACCUUUUUCCCAAACUUUGAUAACAAUCAACCAACUUCCACCCAAACAACAUCUCUUCAACACCCAACUACAACCCAGACUGUCAAUUUACAGCAGUCGUCUCCUUACGUUAGAAUCAUUCCUGAUGACACUCCAUCACCGAUUCAAACUCAAGCACCUAAUGCAACAUCAAUUCAGCAAGCCACUCGACCGGUUAUUUCACAACAAAGUCAGCCAAUGCCAAAUCUUUAUAGAUCAACCAUCUAUGAUCAAGGAAACAACUCAGGUGAUUUUAUGGUAGUCGAUUAUGCACCAUCGCUUACAUACGAGCAGCCACAGGUAGUUUUGGGUCGCCCAUUCCUAUAUACCACGAAUGCCCAAAUUGAUUGUCGAAGCGGAAUGGUCACCAUGAGCUAUAAGAAUCGUAAGUUGUACUUUAAUGUGUUUUUAAAAACUAUUUCUUACGAUCCUGUUAAUGAUGCUUGUCAUACAGUUGCUACUAAUGAACAUGAUUCAAGUGUGACAAAGGACAGGUUAGAGGCGAGUGGAUAUCGGGUGAAGAAGUCAAGUGUGAGAAGGCCAUUUGGCGGAGGAAAACCACCUGAUGGUGGGUCUGGAUGGGGUAAUGAAACUGUAGUUAACCCCAACCAAAGUGAAACGGUGACCCUCCCUAAAAGAUGGAUGGAUAUGUACGGAGAGACAUGCGAGGGAAAACGUGCAGCUGAACCACCCUGA